UUUUUGCUUUAAUAAUAAAACGCAAUUCAGUUAUUUUAAAAUUUUAAGAGAGCUUAAAUUCAGAAAUGUGGGAGUAGCAUUGCAACAGGAUGGGAACCAGUGAUUUAGCUAGCAAAAACUUCCGUUACAGUAAUCACUACCUCUUCUUCAGUAUCUACUUCUGCUUAUUCAUUACAAAUCCAGCAGUAUCCCAACAUAAUUCACCGUCGCCAAUUAUCUCAAGAUUCCAACAAUAUCUCCAAAUCAACACAGCUCACCCCAAUCCCAACUACCACCAAGCCCAACAAUUCCUAACAUCCCAAGCCAACUCCAUAGGACUUGAAUCCCACUCCAUAGAGUUUGUCCCAGGGAAGCCCCUCCUCCUCCUAAAAUGGCAGGGCUCUGACCCCUCUCUUCCUUCCAUACUCCUUUAUUCUCACACUGAUGUAGUCCCAGUGGAGCAGCACAAGUGGGGUUACCCUGCCUUUGGAGCUCAUAUCGAUGAUGAUGGUAAUAUUUAUGCGAGAGGCUCCCAGGAUAUGAAGUGCGUUGGUAUGCAGUAUUUGGAGGGUGUUCGGAGGUUGAAGUUGUCCGGGUUUCGCCCGGUUCGAUCUGUUUAUGUGUUGUUUUCUCCUGAUGAGGAAAUUGGUGGGCUUGAUGGGGCUGGGGAGUUUGCGGAUUCUGAUGUCUUUAAGUCCAUGAAUGUUGGGGUAGUUCUUGAUGAGGGUUUGGCAUCUCCUGCUGAGUACUAUAGGCGAUUUUAUGGAGAGAAAAGUCCGUGGUGGCUUGUGAUUAAGGCAACUGGGGCUCCAGGGCAUGGAGCUAAGCUUUAUGACAACAGUGCCAUGGAGAACCUUCUAAAAAGUAUUGAGACUGUGAGGAGAUUUCGUGCUUCUCAGUUUGAUUUGGUCAAGGCUGGUUUGAAGGCUGAAGCAGAGGUUAUUUCUGUUAAUAUGGCCUUUCUUAAAGCUGGCACUCCAUCACCAACUGGAUUUGUCAUGAAUUUGCAGCCGUCUGAAGCAGAAGCAGGUUUUGAUAUUCGGGUCCCACCAACUGCUGAGCCUGAAUCUUUGGAAAGGCGAAUUGCCGAAGAAUGGGCUCCUGCUUCCCGCAAUAUGACAUUCCAGUUUAAGCAGAAAAGUGCUGUACACGACAAGUAUGGGAGGCCACUACUCACGAAGACUGAUAAUUCUAACCCAUGGUGGACUCUGCUCGAAGAAGCUGUCCAGAAAGCAAAUGGAAAACUUGGUAAACCAGAGAUCAUUCCUGGAGCCACUGAUUCCCCUUACUUCCGGCGGCAAGGGAUUCCCGCAAUCGGUUUUUCACCUAUGGCAAACACGCCUAUCCUUCUGCAUGAUCAUAAUGAGUUUUUGAACCAAGCGGAGUACCUGAAAGGCAUUGAUGUGUACGAGUCAAUAAUUAAAGUGUUUGCAUCUCAUGUUGAGCAUGCGGCCAUUGGAGAAACUAAAGAUGAAUUGUAAGAUAGCACUCACUGUUCUGCCAUUUUUGAUAUAUUGAGACUUUAGAUUAAGAAAUAUAUCAAUAAGUAGGCUAUAUAUGAGCAGAAGUGGUUCAUGUCAUGGAUUUGCGCCAUUUGAACAUGGUUAUGAUGAGUAGACUGAAUAAAUUCCUCAUUUUUCUGA
This is a messenger RNA of Mercurialis annua (annual mercury), 1622 nucleotides long. RefSeq lists its product as uncharacterized. The coding region runs from base 90 to 1460 and encodes 456 amino acids. Gene Ontology annotation, biological process: amino acid metabolic process. The record is from RefSeq and is a predicted model, not a curated record. Gene Ontology annotation, molecular function: aminoacylase activity. NCBI's taxonomy places the organism in Eukaryota, Viridiplantae, Streptophyta, Magnoliopsida, Malpighiales, Euphorbiaceae. The transcript is spliced from 5 exons. Gene Ontology annotation, cellular component: cytoplasm.